Messenger RNA from Clupea harengus (Atlantic herring), 2061 nucleotides. Its product is annotated as protein JTB-like. NCBI's taxonomy places the organism in Eukaryota, Metazoa, Chordata, Actinopteri, Clupeiformes, Clupeidae. Gene Ontology annotation, cellular component: cytoplasm; membrane; centrosome. The record is from RefSeq and is a predicted model, not a curated record. Gene Ontology annotation, biological process: mitotic cytokinesis.
GUAAUCAAUCAUCAAUGGCCCAGUUGCUCUUUAAUGCCAACUAUUGGGCUUGGUCCAAACAUUCUAUGGGUGCUUGAGUCUUGUGGAACAGAUAUUUUAAAAUGUGCCCAUGCUCUUCAGUCCCCAUCUGAUACGAGGCGAAAUAAGGUAUGUAAGAUUAAAUUUAGAGACAUAUCUGCCUUAGUUAGUUUGAGAGGAAUGUGGCCCUGUUAAGAUAUUUUCAUUUGCGUCACAUUCAGGCAAAACAAACAGAAAUCGCCCAUUUCAGAACUCGGGAUUUUACACACUCAAUCCGCUAGGGGCAGUCGAGUACAACUCAGAAAUUACUCUUCAGGAGCCCGCCCAUGGGAAUGACAGUGCUAUCCCUGAGUAGCAUUGUUUUGGCUAUUGGUAUAAAUUAAACCAUGACUAAAUUACAAAGUUCGUUUUCACGAAUUAAAGUUUAAUUUCAAAGUUUUCAAAGUAAGCUUCAUUUCAAGGUGAGAAAGUGACAUGCUAUUUGGGUGUGGUGCAAACACAAAAGAAAUGGGUGUUCCCAUAGAAAUGUCUCCAAAGCUUUCAGUCUGCAUGGUUCUCCUGGCUGUAGUCUCUAACAGAGUGUUAAGUGCAACAGAACUAGGACAACAUAACUCUACAGAACUGGUUCCUGAUGGCACUUCAUGCUGGCAAAAAGAGGAGUUUGAGGUGCUGGGGGAAUGUUCUCCAUGCGAUUCUAUUCAGUCAAAAUGGUGGCCUGCCUGUCAUCCCACUGGUUACAUUGAAAAGGUCAACUGUUUAAAGUCCAACAAGAAUGACUUUAAAAGUUGUCACUCUGCUGUGAGAGAGGAGAGUCUCUUCUGGCGGUUUGAGGCAGUGAUGAUGGGCCUGACUGUUUUCUUCGUGCUGGUGGUCGUCAAGCGCCAGCAGGUGUUGGAUCGCAAAGCAUCAGUGAGGGUUUGGAAACAGAUUCAGUCUUCAGAGUAGCUUACCAUGGUUCAGAAUGCUCGCAGCCGCACAGAAGGUUGCUUCUUCACAGAGUUUAUUUGUAUGUGACUUGAAGAGGCAAGGCAAGGCAACUUUAUGUAUAUAGUGCAUUUCAUGCACAUGUGCAACUCAAUGUGCUUUACAUGGAAAGACAAUAAAGCAUUGAAAUAAAUAAAAGGAUACAAAAAAAUAAGAGUAAAGUGAAACAAGUAAAAAGAAGAUAAUAAACAAAAAUUUAAAAGUUCAUUCAAACCCAACACAGGAAUAGACCCUUAAGAGACUUCACAGAGGAGUCAAGAAAUAGGCCUAGAUAGUUUGUUCAAGCACACAUUAAGCGAACAGGAUAUAUCUCUCAUUUAUCCUUAAAAAAUAGGCCUAGAGAGUUUGUUCAACCACACAUUAGGCUAACAGGAUAUAUCUCUCAUUUAUCCUUGAGAGUUCAUCAAGCACACAUUAGGCGAGCAGGAUAUAAAGUGAGUUUCUCUUUUUUGUUGUUUUGGUUGUGGCUUAUUGAAUUUGUGCAAAUACACUACUGGCAGGUCUCAAUACCACAGAGAUAAGUUUUCACUUGAAACCUUGUAGCAGAAAUGGAUUAUGUUACAUCCAUGACUGGUUCUCUUGACUUGGACUCUUUAGAAAAAAAAGUUUACUUCCAAAAAAGGAAUCUUUCAUCUGAUAUGAUUAUGAAGUAUUUUUAUGAAGUGCCCUUAAUGUAUUUAUAUUGACAUACUGUUUAUAUUGCCAGUUGCAACAUUUUAUAAGAGUUCUAUGUUACUACAGUUUAAAGCAAUUUACAAGGAUUUGGCAUAUUUUCGUCUCUUGUACUUUUGAAUGAUACAAAGAUCUGUAAAGGGUUAAAUCAGAAAAGCUUUUGGUGUUGGUGCUAUGUAGGCUUUUCUUUUUGUGUUAGCUUUGUGUUUGUUUUUUCCCCUCAAAAUUCUGCCUGUUAUCUAUUAUACACUGGGCUUUAGUAUGAAAGCAUCAGAGGAUGGAUAUUAGUAAUCUACUGACAAUGGGAAUUGUUUAGGCUAACAGUGAAGUUACAGAAAUACAUAAGCCUUACCUUUUGCAAUAAUAAACUAUUUUUAUUGAAAAAUA